Molecule: messenger RNA, 2015 nt
Organism: Nicotiana tabacum (common tobacco)
Lineage: Eukaryota; Viridiplantae; Streptophyta; Magnoliopsida; Solanales; Solanaceae
Product: putative pectate lyase 13
Molecular function (GO): pectate lyase activity
Source: RefSeq, a predicted model, not a curated record
UUACAAAACAAGCCAAUUGUGUGAGUGGCUCAAGGAGGCUGCAAAAGGAGAGAAAAAAAACAACAAGAGCCUCUUUCCUUUCCUCUCAAACUCAUAAUUCUCUUAUGUGGGAAUUGAGUUUUGGCUUAUUUCAACAUCAUAGCCACUAUUACCCAAAAAAUCUCUUCCUUCUUCUUCAAACAAAAACAUACUAUAAACCUAAGUCCAAAACCCUAAUAUUAAAGCCAAUCCAAUAUUCUUUUUUAUUUUCUUGAUUAAUCAAUUCAAUAGUAUAUCAAUUCUUGUUACUAUUUCUACUUAUUAUAUAUAUAAGGAACAUUACAUUUUUUCCAAAAUUUUCAAGAACAAGAAAUCUCUUCCCUCCUUUGAGAGAGUUCCUUUUACAGAAGAAACAGACCAAUUACUACAACUACAAGGAAUAUUAAUUCAUUCAACCAUUUUUAUUACACUUUUAAAGAUGCUUUCUGCUAUUUGCAUUCUCUUAUUCUGUUUCUUAAUCUCAUUCUUCCCACUAAUUACAAAUUCCCUUAAUCUCACCCUCCCCUAUCAACACCCUUACCCUGAAGCUGUGGUUCAAGAACUACAAAGUAGGGUGAAUGAGUCCAUAUCAAGAAGACAACUGUUAGACACUACCAUAAAUGCACAAUGUCAAACAGGGAACCCAAUAGACGAUUGCUGGCGCUGCGAUCCAAACUGGGCCAGCAAUCGUCAACGUUUAGCAGAUUGCGCCAUAGGCUUCGGCCAGGGCACAAUCGGAGGAAGAAACGGUAAGAUUUACGUCGUCACUGAUUCUUCAGAUAGAGACACCGUAAAUCCAACGCCGGGGACUCUCCGGCAUGCCGUAAUCCAAGACGAACCGCUCUGGAUAAUUUUCUCAGCCGACAUGUUUAUUAAAUUAAAACAUGAACUCAUCGUAAAUAGUUAUAAAACAAUCGACGGUCGUGGUGCAAAAGUACACAUUACAGGAAAUGGAUGUAUAACGUUACAAUAUAUUAGUAAUGUUAUUAUACACAAUGUGCAUAUUUACAAUUGUCGUCCUUCGGGAAAUACUAAUAUACGUUCGACCCCGACUCACGUUGGACAUAGAGGAAGAUCGGACGGUGAUGGAAUUUCUAUAUUUGGAUCGCGAAAUAUAUGGAUUGAUCAUUGUGCAUUGUCGCAUUGUACCGACGGCUUAAUUGAUGCUAUCAUGGGGUCCACUGCGAUUACUAUAUCUAACAACUAUUUCACUCACCAUGAUGAAGUUAUGCUCUUGGGACAUGAUGAUAGAUAUUUGCCUGACUCCGGAAUGCAGGUGACAAUAGCAUUCAAUCAUUUUGGAGUGGGAUUAGUACAGAGAAUGCCAAGGUGUAGAAGAGGAUAUAUACAUGUAGUGAACAAUGAUUUUACAGAGUGGCAAAUGUAUGCAAUUGGAGGAAGUGCUAAUCCUACUAUUAAUAGUCAGGGCAAUCGUUAUAUGGCGCCAGUGGAUCCAAAUGCAAAGGAGGUGACAAAGCGCGUGGACACAGACGAGGGAGAGUGGAGUGACUGGAACUGGAGAACUGAUGGGGACGUAAUGGUAAAUGGAGCAUUUUUCGUGCCAUCAGGUGAAGGGCUGAGCAACCAAUACGCGAAGGCCUCGAGCGUGGAGCCCAAAUCCGCUGUUCUUAUUGAUCAACUCACCCUCAACGCCGGUGUUUUUGGUGGCCCGAGGGAUAAUAGUAUUAGCAUAUCAUAUGGAGGUGGGACCACCACCGGAGCUAGCGGGAGCGGCGGUGCCGGGUCCACUGGCGGCGGCGAUAGUGACUUCUAUGGAAUGAUAUUUGGGAGCGGCGCAAAAUUAUCACCAUCUACAACCACUACUAUUUUAUUGUCUCAUUUAAUUAUUUUAGUUUUGUACAUUACCACCAACCAUUGUGGGCAAUUAUCAUUACAAUUAUUACACUUACUAUAGCAUUUUUAGUAAAGAAUAUUCCUAUAUUAUUCAAGAAAGAAUCAAAAGUCAAAAAGAAAUUUUGCAAUUUGGUAAAGAUCAA